AUGGUCCACCUGGAAGGCCGCUGUGGGGAAAGGAGGUUUGAUUGCAGAGAUGUGGCCUUCAUCGUUGGCAAAGGAGAAGACCACGAUGUUCCUGUGAGAACUGACACAGCCCUGGAGAAGAUGCAGCGGGGAGAACACUGUGUGUUGUUCCUCGGAUCACGGUAUGGUUUUGGAGAGGCAAGGAAGCCUACAUCUGGCAUUGAACCGAAUGCUGAGCUUAUGUAUGAAGUUACACUGAAGAGCUUUGAAAAGGCCAAAGAAUCCUGGGAGAUGGACACCAAAGAAAAAUUGGAGCGGGCCGCCAUCGUCAAAGAGAAGGGGACUGUGUACUUCAAGGGAGGCAAGUACGUGCAGGCGGUGAUUCAGUACGGGAAGAUAGUGACCUGGUUGGAGAUGGAAUACGGCUUAUCGGAAAAGGAGUCCAAAGCUUCCGAAUCCUUUCUGCUGGCUGCCUUCCUGAACCUGGCCAUGUGCUACCUGAAGCUCCAAGAAUACAUCAAAGCCGUGGAGUGCUGCGACAAGGCCCUGGGACUGGACCGCACCAACGAGAAGGGCUUGUACCGCAGGGGCGAGGCCCGUCUGCUCAUGAACGAGUUCACGCUGGCCGAGGGCGACUUCGAGAGGGUGCUGGAGGUCAGCCCCCAGAACAAGGCCGCGAGGCUGCAGAUCUCCGUGUGCCGGAAGAAGGCGAAGGAGCACAACGAGCGGGACCGCAAGACCCACGCCAACAUGUUCGCGAAGUUCGCAGAGCGGGACGCCGAGGAAGAGGCCAGUAAAGCAAUGGGCAAGAAGACGUUAGUAGGGGUCGCCGAUCAAAAAGACACAGGAAGUCCAGCGGAGGAAGAAGGGCGAUCUGGAGACCACGUGUGACCCCACGCAGAGGAG
This is a messenger RNA of Phyllostomus hastatus (greater spear-nosed bat), 885 nucleotides long. Its product is annotated as peptidyl-prolyl cis-trans isomerase FKBP5-like. Lineage: Eukaryota; Metazoa; Chordata; Mammalia; Chiroptera; Phyllostomidae. The coding region runs from base 1 to 870 and encodes 289 amino acids. Gene Ontology annotation, molecular function: peptidyl-prolyl cis-trans isomerase activity; protein binding. The transcript has 7 exons. The record is from RefSeq and is a predicted model, not a curated record.